Messenger RNA from Paramuricea clavata, 557 nucleotides. The record is from the annotation of a GenBank genome assembly. NCBI's taxonomy places the organism in Eukaryota, Metazoa, Cnidaria, Anthozoa, Malacalcyonacea, Plexauridae.
AUGACGAUAUAUGUUAGGAAAUCACUUCUCAACGUUGCUACAACCUCGCAAGUACAACUACUCGACAGUUUAUGCAAACCUCUGGAGACGAAGUUCUAUUACCUCUUCACUACUUCACUCACUGCAUGUGGUACAACUAUGACAUCAGAACAUGGUGGGAAAACAGUCUCAUUUCAUAACAAAGUAGUUGAAAGAUUGCCAGCAUUUAAUCAAUCCGUUUCAAGAUCUAAAGAAAUCAAUUUUCCUUUCAAAUGUAAUUAUCCUCAAAGUUAUCUACUCUCAUCCGCAAUGUUUGGUCUCGCCAAUUUUUCCGUCUCACCAAACGAUGGAGGUGGAAAAGGUAACAUGUCGGUAAAAAUGGGGCUUUAUAAAGAUCAGUCGUUUAAUAAAUCACUUGUUGGAGAUCCAUCACUGAACGAACGUCUUUAUAUUGAGAUCGGACUGAAAGCGACAAAGUCGAGUUCGGAAAAGUCACCUUUUGGAAUCAAGUUAAAUGAAUGUUACGUCACUUCAAAGAAUCGCAUGGCUGAAUAUAAAUAUCUCUUGAUUGAACGAGG